CUCUCUCUCUCUCGCGCUCGCUCUCCCUCUCCCUCUCCCUCUCCUCUAUCCCUCGCCCCUCUCUCUUUCUCGCUCUCUCUCUUCGAGGCGGCUCUGCCCAUUCCCCCCCCCUCUUCUUCUGUCAGAUUAGAUCUCUCUCCUCUCUCUCUCUCUCUCUCUCCAUAUCGGUUGGUUCAGUCGGAUCUGGGACGGUGAGGGGGAUCGUUCUCGAUCGAUUCUUCUGCGCUCGCGGGGGGUGGUGGGGUCCCUUUUUUUUUCGGGUCGAGAGACCGCCAUGGUCCCUGGUACGCGCGACGCGACGAGCCAGCCCUCCCAUGCCUCCGCCGCCUCCGCCGAGGAGGAGGCCCUCAAGCGGAACACCGAUUGCGUCUAUUUCCUCGCCUCUCCUUUGACCUGCAAAAAGGGAAGUGAAUGUGAGUACCGCCACAGUGAAUAUGCCAGGGUUAAUCCCAGAGAUUGCUGGUAUUGGUUGAAUGGCAGUUGCUUGAAUCCAAAGUGUGCUUUCCGUCAUCCUCCCCUUGAUGGCUUAUUGGGAGCGCCAGCUGCAGUGCCGGGUGGAUCUUCUUUGCCAGUGCAGCCACCAGCAAUGCCACCGGCAAUGCCACCCGCAAUGCCACCUGUGGCACAGGCUUCUUACAAUUCUGGAAAACAACCAGUACCCUGUGUAUUUUUCCAGAAGGGAAUUUGCUUGAAAGGCGACAGAUGUGCCUUCCUGCAUGGAACAAACACUGUGGUUAGCAAAGUGCAGCAGGCACCGGCAUCAUCGCCUGUUAAUGAUUCUUCUACGGUAAAGAAACCUUUUGGCAGCCUAGAGAAAUGUUCUCAAGGGCAGAAGGUCCCACCAAACGCCUCUAAACUAACAUCUCGACCAUCUGAGUUAAAGCCCUUUCCAAAAGUUGAAAAUGCUAUACCGAGAAAUGAGGUAAGCAUAGAAAAAAGUGCACCACCAUCACUGCCUCCCCCCAGAAUCAUCGAUGAAGGUGCCUCUAGAUAUAGGCCUUCAAGCACCCCUACUGUAAAUGGAAACUUGCAGAACAGGACUAGUCGAUUGCAUCAGCCUGUUGUUGCAGACGACUACCAUAGCUCACACAAAGACAAGGAGGCUGAUGAAUAUCUCAGGGAGUCCUCUCCUGGUUUUGAUGUUCUUGUGGAUGAUGAGCUCGGAGAGUCUGAUUAUUAUCACAAUGAUGAUCAAUUUGGAAGAGGAAGAACCCAUGAAGGACGGAACAUAGGCUCUGUGACUGAUUAUGACUUGGAUCACCCUGGAGAUUAUAGUGCGGAUAUUGAGCAUGAGAUGUUCCGCGAUCCACGUGCAUAUGACUCUUUUGAUCGCAGGUACGGUUGGGAUCAGCGGCAGGAUUCAUCUGAUCUUAUUCUUGGUGGGCCCAUUCUUCGAGAUAGGAGGGCAUACCCAAAGAGCGACAGCCCUGAGCAUGCGGAUGAUUCUGAUCUGCGUCACCGAUUGUCAAAGCACAGGAGGGUCAAUGGUUUGAGGUCAGUUGUUGUCCCUGACAGCCAUGUUGCUGAUAGAACUUAUCGCGGGUCUUCUCGGAGGGAUUCACAGCACUCAUCUUCGCAUGAGGGCCAAGGUAGCAGCCGUCUUAAGGGUAGGAUAAAGUUUCCGGGGAGACUCAAUGGGGGGGAUGUCAACUCAGAUAGGGAGACGGAGACAGGAAGGAACCCGGGGAGAUCAUAUCAAGGUGUUAAUAGGCUUAGAGAUAGACUAAAGGGCAGGGCACAGGAUGAUUACAACGUGGAGGCAAGGAAUUUUCAAGGCCCUCGGAUGAGAAGGGAAUCAGUAGAUGAAAAGAGUAUCAAUUUUGUGGGUCCGAAAAGUCUUGCAGAGUUGAAAGGCCUGGGACGUGGUCAAGAAUCAUCACCUUCCAUGGGAAAGCAGCAGAAUUGUUCGCUGGACCAACCAUUGGGAGAUGUCUCUUUCGAGGGGCCAAAGCCCCUUAGUGUGCUUUUGAAGAGGAAGAGAGAACCUGAAGGUACAGGUUCUGGGUCCAGAUCAUCUGCAAGCAAGGAAGAGCAUAGUCACGAGGUGAACUCCCAGAAGCAUGGCGAUCUCACAAUUCAUCCCAAGGAAGAGGAAGACAGCUAUAAAUCCAAAUCUGGCACAGCUGAUGCUGUUGGUAGUAACAAAGAUCACACUGAAGGAGCCAGCAGUGCUGUUCAUGGAGAGAUUGAGAAUGAAGACGGAAUGAUCGUCGAAGAUGCAACGGAAGACCCUGAGCUCGGAGCUGAUGAUCAAAGGGACGGGGACUAUUAUGAACAAGGUGACGAAGGAGACUACAACUAUGAAGAAGGUGAAAAUGCUGAAGGGGAUGGGGAAGAGGAGGAAUAUCUGGAUGAUGAAGACGGAGAUGACUUCGCAAAGAAAGUCGGGGUCAUGUUUUCGUGAGCGCAGGGAGGCUGAAUCUGCUGGGGGAUUGGUUGGUUCAGCUAAUAUGGAUUUACCAUGAACUUUAGAGUUUCCUAUCCUCAUUUGUGCUGUUUUGAAACCUUUUUAAUUUGUUGUAUUUAAAGCCUUUGAUGAUCGAAUGGGAUUUUUCUUAUGCUUAUGGCAUUUGUCGUGCCCAUUUACUCAGAAGUUUGCUAAAGUGAAUGUACCGCUAGGAAAUUAAUAAGAAUCGCAGUUUAACCUUUCAUCA
This is a messenger RNA of Eucalyptus grandis, 2654 nucleotides long. Its product is annotated as zinc finger CCCH domain-containing protein 17. NCBI's taxonomy places the organism in Eukaryota, Viridiplantae, Streptophyta, Magnoliopsida, Myrtales, Myrtaceae. The transcript is spliced from 3 exons. Gene Ontology annotation, molecular function: metal ion binding. The coding region runs from base 275 to 2404 and encodes 709 amino acids. The record is from RefSeq and is a predicted model, not a curated record.